AUUAUAUUAUUUACAUUCCAAAUGCACUACACUACAGGCAAUGCAAUUGCUGCCACACGCCCCUACAAACCCGAUGAGAAACCUGCAAGGGUGCGGAGGUGAAUGAAGAUCAGUAUUGAGCGAAGGGCGGUUGCGGCGGCGCAGUGUGACAGGAGCUUUGCAGCGAGGCGCAGUGACGGCCAGUCUACUCCAAGACCCCAAGGUUGUGGCUGUUGUCACAAUUCCCAGACACACGGCCGAGCAGCCCAAUCUUGACACUCCCCAUUGGAUUGUGGAAGUCUCUGCCUGGCACCCUGUUACUCCUCGAUAGCCAGGCAAACACCUUGUCACGGCAGCAGCCGAGUUGGAGGUUCCCGCGCCGCCUUCCUCGCUGCGGGUUUCGCAAGCCUUGCGUUGUGUUGUGUCUGUGUACAUCGCCUUUGCCGCCGCCAUGUACGGGGGGAUGAUGAGGGUUGCCAAGUGUCCCAACGAGGAACUCUCCUUCACCAAUUGCGUGAUAGUCAACGAGAAUGAUUUCCCUCUCAAAGUCAAGUACAUUCAGGUUACAGCUGAGCAAGGGCGGCAGUAUAUCUACACCAUCAGACAUGAUGGGGUGAAGCCUGGUCACAUGGGAGUCAAUGCCAUCCAGCGCAAACAGGCAAUGCUUUCCCUUGACCAAGAGAUCCGAGUGGAGCCCUACGUACAUGACCCACAGAGGCAGCUAAUUGGCACAAUGGUGAUAGAGGCUGACUUCCUGCAAAAAAAGAGCACUACCAAUGAGCCUUACAACACAGACCAGAUGUCGAUGGCCUUCAUGGAGCAGUUUGCCAAGAAUGGGUUUACUGUUGGCCAGCCUCUUGUAUUCAAGUUCCAGGAUAAAAAGACACUGUCCCUCACCAUCAAAGAAAUUGAAGCUGCAGAUCCAGAGGCAGUUGCAUCAGGAAAGAAAAGGGAACCCCGCAAGAUAGACUUUGGAGUGUUGCAGCCCAAUUCUUCACUUAUUUUCGAAAAGAGUGAAGGCUCCUUUUUGAUUCUUACUGGCAAAGCAAAGGCCCGCUCAUCUCACACCAGCCUGUUUUCAGCUGACUGGGACUUUCAGAAGAUGGGUAUUGGUGGUCUAGAUGAACAAUUUAUUCAGAUCCUGAGAAGAGCCUUUGCUUCCAGAGUCUUCCCACCAGAAGUGACAGAACAGUUGGGAGUAAAGCAUGUUAAAGGUCUUCUGUUGUAUGGACCUCCAGGUACCGGCAAAACCUUGAUGGCCCGCCAAAUAGGGAAGAUGCUCAAUGCUCGAGAGCCAAAAAUCGUCAAUGGCCCAGAAAUCCUAGACAAGUAUGUGGGAGAGUCUGAGGCCAAUGUGCGCCGCCUUUUUGCUGAGGCUGAGGAAGAGGAAAAGAGGAUGGGACCAAACUCUGGGCUUCACAUCAUCAUCUUUGAUGAGAUUGAUGCCAUCUGCAAACAGAGAGGUUCUGUUGCUGGCAGCACUGGUGUCAACGAUACUGUUGUCAACCAACUGCUGUCCAAGAUUGAUGGUGUGGAGCAACUCAACAAUAUUCUGGUUAUUGGCAUGACCAACAGAAAGGACAUGAUGGAUGAAGCUCUAUUGAGGCCGGGCAGAUUGGAAAUUCAAGUAGAAAUUGGACUUCCUGAUGAACAGGGUCGUUUUGACAUCCUGAAGAUUAAAACAGCAAAGAUGGAGGAGCACAAUAAGCUGGACCGUGAUGUUGAUCUUGCAGAGGUUGCAUCUUUGACAAAGAACUUCUCAGGAGCAGAACUUGAGGGCCUGGUUAAGGCUGCCUCAUCCUCAGCCCUGAAGCGCUACAUUCAUCUUGGAAAUAAAAUUGAAGUUGAUCCAAAUGCCAUUGACAAGCUAAAAAUUACAAGAUCAGACUUUAUAUAUUCUCUUGAAAAUGAUGUGAAGCCUUCUUUAGGCACCAGUGAUGAAGCUUUGUCAAAGUUUAUUGAACGAGGAAUUAUUAAUUGGGGAGCAACCAGAGAACUAGUGGAGAAGGGGUUGAUGUUUGUCAAACAGGCAAGGUCUCCUGAAACUAGCAAUCGCCUUUGCCUUUUGCUUGAAGGAGCACCAACUGCAGGUACAUCUGCAAUGGCAGCCUAUUUAUGCAAAAACUCUGACUUCCCUUUCAUCAAAGUACUUAAUUCUCGAGACAUGGUUGGUUUUAUGGAGUCUUCCAAGUGUUUUAAAAUUAGUAAAAUAUUUGAUGAUGCAUAUCGCUCUGAAUUGAGCUGCAUCUUUAUGAACGACCUUGAACACUUGAUGGGGUAUUCACCAAUUGGUCCCCGAUACCAGUCCCUUGUUUUGGAUGCCAUGUACUCUCUUCUGUCGGCUUCCCCUCCUCCUGGUCGCAAGCUCCUUGUCAUUUGCACUUCUAAACGCCGCUCAGUGCUAGAAGAGCUGGGUCUCCUCUCCGCCUUCACAGCUGUCAUCAGGGUUCCAUACAUUGCACAUGUGGAGGAUGUCAGACUGGUCCUGGAAGAGUCGCAAGCAAUGAGCCCAGAGGAGAUUGAUGCUGUCAUGAAACACAUUCGUCAUGGAAAAGUCUUUGUUGGAGUUAAAAAGUUGCUGGGUCUCCUAGACAGUAUGCGUGUCAUGAAAGGAGUUGAUUGCCGCAAGAGAGUAGCUGCAUUUGUCAACUUGUUAGAAGAUGAGGGAGUAUACACACAAGAACUAUAAUUAGAAAGAUGAAGCAAUUUGAGCUGACCCAUGGCCAUAUAAGUGGAACAAGAUAUCUUGUGAUAAGAAGAAAGUAUACAUGGUGAGUACCAGUAUGAUUAUUUUCUCAUUGUUGAAUAUGAAUUUUCAAUUACGUAUAUAAUAAACAGUGAAUAAACUGAGAUAAACUGGGUACCAUGCUACCAUCAUGUAUAAGCAGUUCUUGUGAGUUACAUGAAAAUUGAUUUGACAAGUUCUGAAAUCAAGGUGCAGUAGUAAUGCAUGGGAAAAUUGGUCGUCUAAUUGUUUGGCUUGGCUUUAGUACUAAAUAUAGAACAUGAUGCAGAUAUGUCAGCUGAUUUUUUUUCUCCACAUUGAGGUAAAUAUACAAAAUUAUAGUUCCCUCCACUGUGGUGUCUUAGUUACUCACUUGCUUUGGCAUAAUAAAUGAGCAAAAUAUAAUGUACAUAAGAUGUCAGACAUAUCCUUAAUCAUUCAUAGUGAGCUUCUUCCUCUUCUUUAAGAUUUACCCCUUUAAUAAGGGGACAGGGCCUUUGCACAUAGGCGGCCCUGUGCUGCUGCUAUGGAUUCCUUUACUUUGUAAGUACAAGUAGCUUGAGUUUAUCAUCUGCUGCUGAUUUUUAUUUACCCAGCUGUGGAGAAGGUAAUGGUAGCCAUAUAAAAUAAUAGAUGAAAUCUAGAUAUUACUAAUAAUUCUAGCUUCCAUAUUAAUCAUUCAAAUACAUCUGUACCCAUAUGUAUGUAUAUCAAUAUAGAUUUACUACAUUGGAAAAUUGGUGUGGUAUUUAAAAUUAUCAUCACUCAUAAUAUCACUGAAAUUAAUAAUAAUCACAAAACCUCUUUAUAUAACCAUCAUAUGUAUGAGAGUAAGAUACCAGUAUCAAUAACAAUAUCAAAAAGGAUUAGGUUGUGGAAUUUGAAGGAUGGGGAAUCAAGGAAUGAGUUUGAAAAAUGGUUUGGUGAAAAGAUUGAUUCAACUGAAUGCUCCCAGAAAUAAUUGAAGGGUAAUAUAUUGUAAGAUGGAAAAGAAGUAUAUGGAUAAAUACCAGGCAAGAUUUACAUAAAUUUACAUAGAAAAUCAGACCACACAACCCAUGGUCCAGACUAGGUGCUCUGUCCUUAAACCUAAGUGAUUCUACACUAAUCAGAUGGCUCUGAAACGUUGCACUUCAACUCUAGCUAAUAUUAAGUUCAAGGAAGUGAUGGUCGAGUUUGUUUUUAAAGGCGUCAAUCGUGUUACACUGGACCACUGAAGGUGGGAGCUUAUUCCAUUCUCGCACUACAACAUUGGUGAAGAAAAAUUUGGUGCAAUCUGAAUUUACUUGUUUACAUUUGAAUUUUAUGCCAUUCUUCCUCGUUCGCAAAGUGUCAUCGAUCAUAAACAAUUCUGAUCUGUCUACAUUCGUGAAACCAUUAAGUAUUUUAAAACAUUUGAUCAGUGUUCCUCGGAGGCGACGUUUCUCAAGAGAGAACAUGUUAAGGGUGGAAAGCCUUUCUUCGUAGGAUUUGUUGCGCAAGGAAGGGAUCAUUUUUGUUGCCCAAUGCUGAACACCUAAUUUAGCAAUGUCCUUUGCAUGGUGGGGAGACUGAAACUGUACUGCAUAUUUCAAGUGGGGUCUGACUAUACUAUUGUAGAGUGGAAGUAUUACAUAUUUAUUCUUGAAUAAAAAGUUUCUUUUAAUGAAGCCCAACAUUCUGUUCGCUUUAUUUGCUGCAUCGAUGCAUUGCUGUGAGAAUUUGAGGUUUGACGCGAUUUUGACCCCCAGGUUCUUAACGCAUUGAAUGCUUUUGAGUUUAAUGCCGCGCAUUUCAUAAUCAAACUUCUUAUUUCUUGUUCCAACUUUGAAUUGUCUUUCCUGGAAUGUCUUAUUCCUUGAUAAGGGAACAAUUGACAAAAAAAAUGAAAUGAUCAUAUGUAUAUAUGCAAGAAAUUUGGUCGAAAUAAAUCAUGGAGUCGGCCCAUUACCGUGUAGAACUCAUGAAAUUAUUCUAUAAAUGCACAGGCACAUAUCUCUGUACCAAAGCACUGGUACAAAACUUAGUAAUUUAUUUCCUUACUGCAAUCCUAGUUUUAAAUUAGGAAUAAUAUCGCAUCACAAUUUAGUGAUAGUAAAUUGAUGUAAAGGUAAAGGUAAAGUUAGGGGGAUAUGCUAUAGCUGUGCAUGCCUCAUGAUGUGUAAGGUAAAUAAUAUUGAUGUAGAUGACCACAAAAUGUAUGUGCUCCAACCCCUAAAAUCCAGAGUGCUCAGUUCCAAAAUCAUGGAACAUGAGAAUUUUACUUCCAUACAUAAAAUGGAUUCACUUUACCUCUGGAAUUCCAGAAUGCUGAUGUUCCAGAAUCAUAGAAUUCAUUGCUAAACAUUAGAAGAAUAACUGAUACUGUAUGAAGAACUGAAUGCAUUCUGUGGUUGCAGUAGCCUUGCCUAUUGAAAAAUAAUACCAAUAAUGUUGCAUGACAAUGAAAGUAAAGUUAUAGAAGUCUGAGGUACCUUGUGGACCAAUGAUGAUGCUUGUUCUUGAUCUUAUUUUUGUUAAUAACUUGUGUAUUCAGAUAAUGGUAUUGUUAUAACCCCUGAUCUGGACCAAGAACAUGCAGCAUUGAUGCACGAGUCAUAUAAAUAACAUUAUACUGAUUGUUUUAUUUCAGUGCUGUCUCUAUUUUUGAUUAAGUGUGUGAAGGGAGUAGGUGUUCUCAUCUGUAUCCCUCAUUUCACCAAGUGUUUUGUAGAGUAUCAUAUAAUAUCAUGUUGGCAUCUCAGUAGUAUUAAGAAUAAUGAUAGGCAUAUUGUUUCUAUGCAGGAUUAUAAAUGAAUAUUGUAGCAAACUUAUCAGACAGAUGUUCAAACACAAAGUAUAGGAGUGUUAUUUAUAUUGCAGUGUAUUUGAAAUACCGGUAUUAUUUUAUAAAAUGCAAAUUUGAGUUAAAGUGUUAAAUAUUCUGAAGUCUGUGUAGAAUUAAAUAAAGACAAUAAUCUCUGAUUUGAACAGAGCAUUGGAUGAAAGGGAUGUGUGAAGCAACAAAGUAUCUGAAAAUGAAACAUUUUAGCAUAAACUAAACCCAUAAUAUAUGUUUGAGCUAAUUCUGUGUUAUCAUGACAACAAAUGAGAAAUUUAUAAUUCCCACUUCUGUAAUUUCUUGAAUUAAUUUCAGAAGGAUUAUAUCACUUGCCUUUAUUUCUUUAUUGUAAUUGAUAAUAUAGCACUAUUUUGCAGAAGACUCAUGGGAAUAACAUUAUGAUUAUAAGUGUUUUGGAUGUCUUUGUUUGCACUGGUUUGUAAAGCACAGGUAAUUACAUGGCAGACUUCAUUAUUAAUUUCUUAGUCAUAUCAUUACCAUAUUCAGUAAAAGUUUGUUAAUCCAUUUUGCAGCGAACCAGCCUCAUGCUGCAUUAUCAGAUAUGCUGGACUAUUGGGUGGUAGUACAUGUAUGAACAAUAAGUUGGUACGAUUUAUUUAUUUAUCUAUUUAUUGUGAUUAUUAUUUUUCCUUCAGUCUGGUCCCCCUUGUAUUGAUGAGUCUUAGUGAUAAGGAAAGGAAAGAGGAGGAAUGUUAUGUUUUCCACCAUCUGUGGAGCAGAUACCACCUGGUUUGCCACCACUCUUGUUGAUAGAUGGAUCUUAGUAAAAAGGAAGGCCAGAGAGAGAAGGAUAGAAGGAAGCUGGAAUGAAAUUGAGGAUGUGAUAGAAAACAAUCCACAGGUGAUGUGUGGACAACACAGCUGGCAAUGGGACUGGAGUAUGAAAUGGGAGAUGGAGUUCAAUGUGAAGAAAUGUCAUGUAAUGGAAAUGGGAAAGAGUGAAGGAAGACCAAAAUGGACAUAUAGAAUGGGAGAUGGAGAAAUACCUGAUAUUAAAAAAAGUUCAAGAAGAAAGAGACCUGGGAGUGACAAUUCAGGAUAAUCAACAGCCUGAGAGUCAUGUUAAUAGGAUAUUCGAUGGUACUUAUAGAAUGGUAAGAAAUAUAGGAUUAACAUUCCACUAUAUACAUGGAUAAGGAUAUGAUGAUAAAGAUAAUAACCACUAUGAUUAGACCAAAAUUGGAAUAUGCAGAAACGGUGUGGUCUCCCCAUAAGAAGAAACCCCCCAAAAAAUAGAAAGAAUACAAUGGAUGGCAACAAAAAUGGUUCCAGAACUGGAGGGAUUGUCAUAUGAAGAAAGGUCAAAGGAAAUGGACCUACCAACACUGGAACAAAGAAGAGAAAGGGGAGACCUGAUACAAAUUUAUAAACUAUUGAUUAAAAUGGAGGAAGUAGACAAUGAGCUGUUACUACUAGGAGAAGGAAGAAACGUCAGCAACACAUGAGGGCACAGUAAAAAGUUGAGGAAAGGAAGAUGCUUGAGAGACAUAAAGAAAUAUAGCUUCCCGCAAAGAAACAUAGAGGUUUGGAACAGACUAAGUGAGGAUGUUGUAUCGGCAAAGAGUGUGCACAACAUUAAGGAAAAGCUGGACAAGUACAGAUAUGGAGACGGGACCACACGAGCGUAAGCCCAGGCCCUGUAAAACUACAACUAGGUAAACUAGGUAAAGACAUGCUCAGGCUACCCAGACUUGGCCGUGAUAGGCACUCCCUCUUUUUUUUGUAUGGAAGGUGUAAAAGUUUGUGCAGCAUCUUUAGAAAUGCAAAAGAAUGUCUUAUUCUGAGGAAAUAAUCUUCAAUAAUUUUCAUAUUUGUUAUGGCAAGCUGAAUUGAACGUUCAAAGAAAGUGUUAAAUAUUCUAUUUGUUAAAUUAGUUAGUUAAGUAUUAAAUUUGUUUUUUUGUUUUUUUGUUUUUGUCACUAUUUAGAAGUUUAAUAAUGUAUGUAUUUUCUUACUAGGAGAAAGCUGCAGGAAACUAACUCUUAUUUAUAUCAAUUAUCCUAUAAAAAAUUGGUUUUGUUAUGUAGUACAUGACCUGCCUGAUGGGAAAGUCUCAAACUCACUCUGUGAGGGGGGUACCUCUUUGGCCGACUGGUUAAGGAGUGACUUUCCCAUCUCGCUGGUCGCAGAUUCGAUCCCCGGUGCCGGUAAAACAAUUUCCUGGUCUGGAUUAAUUUCUUAAGUGCACACUUUGUGGUUGUGUGGAGAUAUAGCGAAGUGGAUUCCAUUUCACUUAAACUCAUAGUUUCCAAGAACCAAGAUUUACUCUACGUUGUAUCUGUCAUCAUAUUUACCAUUACCUUUACUUUCAUUACUGCUGUAGUCACAAUGCAUGAAGCUUUGUGAAGAAGCAAUUAGAAAUCUAAAACCAAGAGUUUUAUUUGCAUUCUCAUAUUGAGUUUUAGGGUCAAUGAAUUUGCUGGAAACUGAAUGUGAUCUGGAAUUUUAACUGCUGAAAGGGAAGUGAGCUUAUAGCCUGAAUUGACUUAUAUGCUGGAGUUUAUUGCAAUAUAAUGUACAUGCUAGAGGUGUUUAUGUAUUCUUCCUAUAGAAAAUAUAUAUCUAGACCAUAAAUACUAUCAUCUUCAACAAAUCUGUGGAGAAUUGUGGUGUUGUUUAGUCUUGUUAAAAAUAUAUUUAAAGGAAGUUAAACAGUGCUCUUGAGAAGUCCUGCUUGUUGAUUCCAUUAAAUUUUACUAUAGCCCAGCUUAAAGAAAGGAGUAGAUAUAUAAAUUUUAAUGCCAUUGUAUGAGCAUUAUCCUACAGUGUCUGUCAUAAACUAAUGUGACUAGUUUAUUGAUUUAGCUGAUAAUAGCAAUAUGAAUUAAGAACUUAAAGAAUGAAACGUAUGUUUGCAAGUAAAUCAAGUAUUCAAAUUUCUUUGUGAACUGAAUCUAAGAAGUGUCCCAAUUUGAUUUUGAUUUUCUAAAUUGCGUCUUGGUCUGUCCAUGAAAUAAAUUAAAAAUUUACAGCAAAUGUGGUUUUGUGUGUGGAGGAGGGGUUAGUGGGGGGGUGACAUGUUUUUUGUAGUAUUAUAUUAUAUAUAUAUCACUUAUAGUUUGAUUGUAGAGAUCUGGGGUACAUACCAAUGAAAGAAAUUCUGGGGUAGGCUGAAAUACAGCAGCCAGUAGCCUGACUUGACCUUUGGGAUGUGUCAUGAGUAACAUGUGCUGUGGUCUUGAAGUUACUCAUGACUGUUCACAUUUUGUUCACUAUUAUAUGUAUUUAUAUUUUAUGGUAAUUUAUUGUUGAAUGUUACCAUACAAUGUUUUUAUCUGAAGUGUCUGUAAAAGUAUACUGCAAGCUGUUACUUGAUCAUUGUUGAAAUGACAACCAGUUAUUUAAAGUCUUCAAGGACUUUUGUUAGACUGUAAUAAAUGUGUGAAUUACA
Eriocheir sinensis (Chinese mitten crab) is the source of this 8916-nucleotide messenger RNA. Its product is annotated as vesicle-fusing ATPase 1-like. Gene Ontology annotation, biological process: SNARE complex disassembly; Golgi to plasma membrane protein transport; intra-Golgi vesicle-mediated transport. The record is from RefSeq and is a predicted model, not a curated record. Gene Ontology annotation, molecular function: ATP hydrolysis activity; ATP binding. Gene Ontology annotation, cellular component: Golgi stack. Lineage: Eukaryota; Metazoa; Arthropoda; Malacostraca; Decapoda; Varunidae.